This is a messenger RNA of Salarias fasciatus (jewelled blenny), 1738 nucleotides long. RefSeq names its product serpin peptidase inhibitor, clade D (heparin cofactor), member 1 (gene serpind1). Bases 1 to 1518 code for a protein of 505 amino acids. The transcript has 6 exons. The record is from RefSeq and is a predicted model, not a curated record. Gene Ontology annotation, molecular function: serine-type endopeptidase inhibitor activity. Lineage: Eukaryota; Metazoa; Chordata; Actinopteri; Blenniiformes; Blenniidae. Gene Ontology annotation, biological process: negative regulation of endopeptidase activity; blood coagulation.
AUGUGGAUCGCCGCUGCCGUCUCCGUGGUCUUUCUCCUGACCAGUCCAGUUCAAGCUGGAAUAAAAGACCUCAGUUCCCACUUCCAGGAUCCUAGCCCAGAUCCCAGAGGAUUCCAGCAGGGCGAUGCAGUGGAUAUAGAGGCCAUUCCACUGGAGUUCCACAAAGAGAACACGGUCACCAACGACCUUGUUUUCGAAGGCUUUGAGGAUGAUGAUUACAUUGAUUUUGAUAAGAUCCUGGCUGCGGGCAGCGACGACUACAUCGAAGGCGACGAGAUAGACGAAAUCGCCACGCCAGCCCCGGACAUCGACAUCUUUGCCGAGCCUUCCGACCCAAAGACCCGCAGAGCAAGACUCCUGCGGCUCUUCCACGGUCGCUCUCGCCUCCAGCGCCUCAACAUCGUCAACGCCCACUUUGGCUUCAACCUCUACCGAAGUCUCCGUAACGACGUCAAUCAGACCGACAACAUCCUGCUGGCGCCCGCCGGGAUCUCCAUCGCGAUGGGGAUGAUGUCUUUGGGUGCGGGAUCCGGGACUCACGAUCAGAUCUACAAAGCUCUGGGGUUUGCGGAGUUCGUCAACGCCAGCCACCACUACGACAACACAACGGUGCACAAGCUCUUCAGGAAGCUCACACACCGCCUGUUCAGGAGGAACUUUGGCUACACGCUGCGCUCCGUAAACGACGUCUACGUGAAGAAAGACGUCUCGGUGAAAGACGCGUUCCGCGCCGAGACGAAGGCCUUUUACUUUGCCGAGCCUCAGUCAGUCGACUUCAAAGAUCCUGCCUUCCUGGACAAAGCAAACCGCCGCAUCCAAAAGCUGACCAAGGGCCUGAUCAAGGAGCCGCUGAAGAGCGUCGAUCCAAACAUGGUGCUGAUGCUGCUGAACUACUUGUACUUCAAAGGGACGUGGGAACAGAAAUUCCCCAAAGAAAUGACUCACUAUCGCAACUUUAGAGUCAAUGAAAAGACAAACGUUCGCGUGCCAAUGAUGACCAACAAAGGGAACUAUCUGGCUGCCGCUGACCACGAACUGGACUGUGACGUCCUGCAGCUCCCGUACGCAGGAAACAUCAGCAUGCUUAUUGUACUGCCCAGAAAGAUCACUGGCAUGAGGACCUUGGAGCAGGAGAUCUCACCCACUGUCGUCGACAAGUGGCUCAAAAACAUGACAAACAGAACUCGUGAGGUUGUGUUACCUCGGUUUAAACUGGAGCAGAACUACGACCUGAUUGAGAACAUGAAGGAGAUGGGCCUCGUUGACAUCUUCCAGGAGAGCGGGGAUUUCACCAGAAUGACCACAGAUAAGGUCGCCAUGAACUGGCUGAAGCACCAGGGGAUCAUCAAGGUCAAUGAGGAGGGGACAGAGGCUGCUGCUCUGACCCAGGUGGGCUUCAUGCCCCUGUCGUCUCAGAUCCGCUUCACCGUGGAUCACCCGUUCCUGUUCCUGAUCUACGAGCACCGCACAGACUGCCUGGUGUUCAUGGGUCGGGUGGUCAACCCUUCCCAGAGUUAGACAAAGAGUCCUGCUAAAGAGCUAAGAGGAAGAUUCAAGAGCGCAGUAUUGCACCUCAGACACUUCACUGAUUUCAAGAGCAAAGGACUUUAAGCACAAUAUGCAAAUAUAACACCAAGUAACGAGGUUUCAUGUGUAUGUAGACGAAUACUGAACAUUCAAACUUCUCCUUUGUAUUGCUCAAAGUGUCUUGAGUUAAUGUUGAUGAAUAUUUGUUAUU